AUGUAUGUUGACAACGAAGCAAAUGAAGAUGAUGAGUCUGAAGAUAGGUUGGACGAAAUGUUCCGUGAUGUUGGAGAAGAGUUCACAAAUCGAUCAAAUGAGUUGGAUGAAUUAUUAAAUGAUUCAAAACAGCCUUUAUGGCCCGGGUGUAGUAAAUAUACUCGCUUAUCUGCUGUUUUGAAAUUAUUCAACUUAAAAGCUGGGAAUGGAUGGAGCGACAAGAGCUUUACUGCUUUACUUGAUUUAAUAAACGAUAUGCUUCCAGAAGAUAAUGGACUCCCGAAGAGUACAUAUGAUGCAAAGAAGAUUAUGUGUCCCAUGGGUAUGGAGUAUGAAAAGAUACAUGCUUGUCCUAACGAUUGCAUAUUGUUUAGGAAUGAUUACAAAGAAUUGAAUGCAUGUCCGAUCUGUGGGGCAUCUCAGUACAAAAUAAGAGAGCAUGUUGUUGCUUAUGGAAACCUGGCUGGGUAUAGUGUCAAAGGACAUAAGGCAUGCCCUAUAUGUGAAGAUAAUACAUGUUAUACACAACUUGUCCAUGGCAGAAAGACAGUCUACUUGGGUCACCGGAGGUUUCUUGAUAGAGCUCACCCUUACAGGAGAUUAAAAAAGGCUUUCAAUGGGCAACAAGACUAUACAGAUGCUCCACAACCAAUGACUGGGAUUGAAGUUUAUGAACGUGUGAAAGGUAUAAAUGUUACUUUUGGUAAAACUCAAAAGCUUAAAUCUCAAAGAGGUAAGAGGUCAAGAGCUAAUGUUGAGCAGCUAUUGCCAGUGGCUGUUAGAGGUAUAUUGCCCAAAAAGUUGAGAUAUACUAUUAUAAGGUUUUGUUUCUUUUUCAAUGCUAUCUGUGGACAAGUGAUUGAUCCAGACAAACUAGAUGAAUUGCAAAAUGGCAUUAUUGUUACAUUGUGUCAGUUGGAGAUGUAUUUUCCACCGUCAUUUUUUGAUGUCAUGGUUCAUUUGGUUGUACAUCUGGUGCGAGAGAUCAAACAGUGCGGUCCUGCUUAUUUGAGGUGGAUGUACCCAUUUGAACGGUACAUGAAAGUCUUAAAAGGUUAUGUGAGGAACCAAUAUCGACCAGAAGCAUCUAUUGUUGAAAGCUAUAUUGCUGAGGAGGUAACUGAAUUUUGUACUGAAUAUUUGGCGGGGGUAGAAGCUAUUGGUCUUUCUAAGUAUCGACAUGAAGGAAGAAGUGCUGGGAAAGGUACUCGAGGACGCAAAGUAGCCGGUAUGCCUCAUGAAGAUAUUGAGGAAGCACAUUUGUACAUCUUGCAUAAUACAAGUGAAGUCGAGCCAUAUUUAGAUGAGUACAAGCCACUGUUUAAAGAGCAAAAUCCACGAAAGACAGACAUGUGGAUUGUGAGCGAACAUAAUCGUACUUUUAUUAGUUGGUUCAAGAAUAAAGUUCUGAAUGCUACUAACUAUUCUGAAACAGUACGAUGGUUAGGUCAUGGUCCUUGUAUGCAAGUCAUAUGUUAUACUGGAUAUGAUAUAAAUGGAUUUUCUUUUUAUACAAAAAAACAAGAUGAAAAGAGCACUAUGCAAAACAGUGGAGUUUCUUUGGUUGCAAAUUCAGUGCACUUCAGUAGUUCGAAAGAUAAAAAUCCGGUCAUUGCAGAGUUGUCAUAUUAUGGUGUGAUUGAAGAAAUAUGGGAGGUUGAUUAUGUUCAGUUCAAAGUGCCGAUGUUCCGAUGUAAAUGGGUAGAUAGUAAACACGAUGUUAAAGCUGAUGAGUUAGGGUUUACACUUGUCGAUUUGAACAGGGAAGGUCACAAAAAUGAGCAAUUCAUAAUGGCAUCCCAAGCAAAACAAGUAUUUUUUGUUACUGAUCCUAGUGAUAAAAAAUGGUCUGUUGUUCUUCAUGGAAAGAGACAAAUUACUGGUGAAGGGAAUGAAGAUGUUAGUUAUGAGAUUGAGGAAAUACCACCCUUUUCUUCAAGUUUAUUACCAGUUAUUAUAGAUAACGAGAUAGAUGGAGUGCAUGCAUCACGUGAUGAUCAUCAUGAAGGGCUAUGGGAGAAUUGA
Messenger RNA from Ipomoea nil (Japanese morning glory), 2025 nucleotides. RefSeq lists its product as uncharacterized. The transcript is spliced from 3 exons. The record is from RefSeq and is a predicted model, not a curated record. The coding region runs from base 1 to 2025 and encodes 674 amino acids. Lineage: Eukaryota; Viridiplantae; Streptophyta; Magnoliopsida; Solanales; Convolvulaceae.